GAUGAAUCAUUAAAAUUGAAAACAUUCAACGUAUGUAUAUAACCGAAGAACACUGGACGAAAUCCACCAUACAUAAUAUUGUUCUCGCUGACGCGCGCAGUCACUUGUGUUUUGUUGUGAAUUGUUAUCGUGUUGUAUUGAUUUUGUCUUUUGUGUACGAGCUCAGAAAACAAGAAUGGAGGUUCAAUUUAAAGUUUAUACCUUUUGGAAUGGGAGUGAUAAACCAGAAGUAAGGAGGUUUGGGAUUGAAAAAGGUGUUGUGACAAGCUUUCCGUAUUUGCAUGCUAAACUUCAAGAUAUUUAUCCUAAGCUUAGAGGAAAGAGCUUCACUGUCUCUUGGAAAGAUGAAGAAGGUGAUGACGUGACUAUUUCAUCUGAUGAUGAAUUGAUGAUUGCUCUGACAUCAAUGUCAGAUGAUUUGAAACGGCUUCAUGUACACCUCAAGGAGGACAGCAGCAAUGAUGAUUGUGAUAUUGUUAUAACUGCUGUUGCUGAUAAUAACCCUGGACCGUCCUCUGGGCAAAGUGUUCCACACAGCGGUGUAGUGUGUGACGGCUGUGAAGUUCCUAUAACGGGUUUCCGCUACAAGUGCACCUUCUGUGACGACUAUGACUUGUGUUCCAAGUGCGAGUCUGCUGGUCUCCACCCUGAACAUUGCAUGGUGCGAGUGCCUGUACCCACACUGCCUCGCACCGUUAUCAAGGCGGCGGUAAAACGAUCGCGCCAUUUUCUGAAAACAUUGCAUGCGAUUAACGAGGAACAUUGCAAGAAGCAACGUCAUGAGAGUAGUGAAAGUAAGCGGCGUGAGCAUCAUGGCCACCACGGCCACCAUCGCCGUCAGGCCCGUGACGAACACCAACGCCGGCCACGCACCAGCUGGCUAGAAACAUUCGCCACUUAUAUGAAUGAAUUUGCCAACCUUGCUGGAGAUGUUGGAGUUGAAACGGAACAUGUUGCUAAUGCAAACCAAGAAAACUCUGCUGCUAAAGAAGCUCCAAAAGCACAAGCACCCAAGGCACAAGCUAGCGCAUCCGCUUCGGCCGCGACAUCGGAAAAUGCUCAGCAACAAUCGUCCACUAGAGGACCUCAGUGCCCUUUCACGCCAGAGAAUUUGAACAUUGACAACAUUCAAAAACUGUUUAAUUUAUAUAUGAACGGAAACCUAAAUGCGUUUAUGCCACAACAACCAUCGACAUCUGCUACAGAGGAAAAGACUGAUGAUGUGGAAAUGGGCCAAGGGGACAGGAAGGCGUCCAACGCUGAUAAGCAAAGUGUGACUUCCGAAGUAUCUUCUACUUCUAACGCAACAGCAGAGUCUAAGAAAGAGGACUCACCUGAUAAAACUGAUGAGUGGACCGUUAUCAAUAAUGACAAAGAUCUUAUUGAUUCUGAUGCCAAGGCUCCUGGCACAGAACCAAACCCUCCAAUUGGUUUUAACCUUCCUGAAGAAUUCCAAAAUCGUGUGCAAAUUAACGAGGGCCAAAGCCUCUACCCGCCUCUCAAUGCUGCCACAGCUGUGUUGAAUCCCAAAGAGCCUGAGGUGAAAGUUCCAGAAAAACCAAAGCCGAGUGCUCCGGAACAACCAAAAUCUAAAGAUGCUAGUAAGCCAACAUCGGCCAAUGGUUCUCGCCAGGAAAGACACCCAAUGUCUCAUAUUCAAGCAGCCAUUGAGCAGAUGAUAUCGAUGGGCUUCACCAACGAAGGAGGAUGGUUAACCCAACUGCUUGAGAGCAAGGAUGGCAAUAUUGCUGCUGUUCUUGACCUCUUGACUCCUGUCAAUGCGAAGAAGUAAAUAUAUUCUCCAUGAAUAUAUAUACAUUGAUUAUCUAUUGCAUUAUUCUCUAUAUCUGUUAGAUCUGGGGCAUCGUAUCAUAGCCCUUAAUAGAUACUUCAAAUAAACAUGUUUUUUGCAUAGAUAAGAUAUAAAUAUCAUAAGUUAAAGUUAUAUUGACAAUGGUAUUAAUUUACCUGAAAUUAUGACUGAAUAUCUUGCCUUAUUUGUUUCAUUAAUAAUGAUUUUAGUUCUUUUAUUUUUAUUAUGGAUGCUUUAUAUAAUUGAAAAUUGCAUACCAUUUGGUAUUUGCUUUUUUUAUUAUUAUUUCUCAUGUUCAAAGAGAUAUAUUUUGUUUAGAUAUCUUGUUAAUAUAAUUACAACUUGAUGACAUUUAUGUAGCCUUCAAUUUAAAUAUUACGGAAAGAAAUAAUAUGACUGAUUAUAAUACAGGCUUGAUAAAGAAUGGAUAAAGUGUGAUGGUUUCAUGUAGAAAAAUGUUUAUUUUCCUUAGAAUAUAAUAAAGGUAUAUGGGAAA
This is a messenger RNA of Zerene cesonia (dogface butterfly), 2309 nucleotides long. RefSeq names its product sequestosome-1-like. Gene Ontology annotation, biological process: mitophagy; endosome organization; aggrephagy. Lineage: Eukaryota; Metazoa; Arthropoda; Insecta; Lepidoptera; Pieridae. The coding region runs from base 176 to 1792 and encodes 538 amino acids. Gene Ontology annotation, molecular function: protein kinase C binding; K63-linked polyubiquitin modification-dependent protein binding; zinc ion binding. Gene Ontology annotation, cellular component: aggresome; amphisome. The transcript is spliced from 8 exons. The record is from RefSeq and is a predicted model, not a curated record.